Messenger RNA from Zasmidium cellare ATCC 36951, 717 nucleotides. RefSeq lists its product as uncharacterized. NCBI's taxonomy places the organism in Eukaryota, Fungi, Ascomycota, Dothideomycetes, Mycosphaerellales, Mycosphaerellaceae. The record is from RefSeq and is a predicted model, not a curated record. The transcript is spliced from 2 exons. The coding region runs from base 1 to 717 and encodes 238 amino acids.
AUGUAUCCACUCCUUCUCCUGAUGGCAGCUAUCGCCAUCGCCACACAAGAUCUGCCUCAGCUGCUCCUCCCUACUGCUUCGCCAAUCACCACCGAGUCGGAUCCAUACCAAUGCGCUACAGAAUACCUCCCAGAAUACUUCGAGACAUCGCAGCCUCCACAACCCACCGGCGCCCUCUCCUCUGCACUCCUCUCAUGGGGCCACCAUCUCAACUCAGAGGAGCCAUGCACCUUCACCGGCACCAAGCGCCUAAUUUGCCCCUUCCCAGCACCAUCACGAUGGUGUGCCUUCACAACAGCAGCACCAACCAACAUGCUACCUGCCUGGUCCUCAUACGGCAGCUCUGCGUCGUCCUGGUGGGAUGAACAUAGCUCCUCUGCUGUCUCCCUCGCUCAACUCUGCCCGAGUGGAUGGUACAAUGCCAUGUGGCGCACACCCGGAGGGCGCACCGAGCUGAACAGAACUCUCAUCAUGAGCCAAUGCUACGAAGAAGCACUCACCACUGCAUCCACGAUUACUCCCACGGAACCUGCGACAACAUCUGUGCCCGAACGGACGAGAAAUUCGCCGGCGGUAACGAUUACGAGCGGUCCAUCCACCAUCCCUGGGACAGUCCUUGAUAUCAACGGCUCUGGAAGGAAUGGGCCUGCAUUGCUGCUCCUCGGCCUGCUCACGGCGAUCACUCUCUUGAAACAGAUGACCGGCGGCCCUUGUUGA